CCUGUUUUCUUUCACUCUUUGUAAAAUAUAUCCUUAUAUUAUAUAUAAUAAUAAUCCAUUAUCAUCCUUUUUUACACACUCAUAAACACAUAAAUAUACGAUGUCAGUAGUUGCCAACUCACGAGUAUCUUCAGUACCAACCGAAUCACAAUUGUUCAAAGAUCAUUUUAUUGCUGGAGGUACAGCUCUAUCACUAGCAUAUUCUUGUAUGCAUCCUCUUGAUACCAUCAAAACUCGAAUUCAAGCCAAUCUUGCAAACAAUUGGCGAGCUAUCUUUUCAAGAGAAACUGCUCGUAGUCUUGGAAAAGGAUUCUUUGUAUCUGCUAUGGGUGCUGCUGGUCAGGGUGGAGCACGAUUCAGUACAUAUGAACUUUGUAAAAAUCGAAUGUUACCAUCUGUUGCCGACAAGAACAAAUCAUGGACCAUUCCAGUUACAGCCUUAUCAGCAGUUUUGGGUGAUUUGGCCUCUAGUGUUAUCAAAGUGCCUCGUGAAGUUAUUACGGCCAAACUACAAACAGAUCAUUAUGGAGUUGGACGUGCCACUACUGCUCAUGUAAUACGACAAACUCUUAUAGAAGAAGGUCCAAGAGGUCUAUUCAAAGGAUUUUGGCCUAUUGCUGGUCGUGAUUUACCAUUUAUGAUUAUUCUCCUGGUAUCUUACGAAAAUUUCAAGGCUUUCCAUCAUCGAUCAGUCCGUGAAGAUCUUCUCAAGAAAAUGAAAUCAUCUCCUCGUGCUUCCUAUGAACAACAAGUAGUAGCUGGCGCUGCAUUUGAAGAACUUGAAGCUGAUAUCCCUACACUUGAAAGUAUUAUGUAUGGUGGUAUUAGUGGAUUCUUGGCUGGUUACUUUACUACUCCAAUGGAUGUUCUUCGUACUAGAAUGAUUACUCAAAAGAAAGCUUUGGCUAAUACAGGUGGAAAUACUCAACAAAUUACUGUUAUGCAAAUUGCAAAAUCUAUGGUGGAUCGGGUUAAGACAAACAAUUCAGGCAAAUUUAAUCAAUCUGUUGGUAUUUGUCGUGCUUUCUUUUCUGGUGCUAUUCCUAGAAGUGCUUGGUGGUUUGGUAUUUGUGGUAUCUUUUUCCCAACCUAUGAAACUUUGAAAUCCAUCAUGGCCAACCCUUAAUUAUUACUCCUUCCCCCCUCCUUUUUCUUUAUCCUUAAUUUUUUUUUUUUACAUGAUUCCCGAUGUUUAUAUAUAUAUAUAUAUUUGUAUAGUUC
Halteromyces radiatus is the source of this 1221-nucleotide messenger RNA. Its product is annotated as mitochondrial carrier domain-containing protein. The record is from RefSeq and is a predicted model, not a curated record. The coding region runs from base 101 to 1126 and encodes 341 amino acids. Gene Ontology annotation, biological process: transmembrane transport. The transcript has 3 exons. NCBI's taxonomy places the organism in Eukaryota, Fungi, Mucoromycota, Mucoromycetes, Mucorales, Cunninghamellaceae.